AUGGCAUCCGAGAACCGCGAGGAUGUCACUAUCGGUGUCGCCGUUUUCACGCUCCUCGUCGCCACCAUAGCAGUGUCGCUCCGGAUAUACACGAGAAAGGCCAUCAUAAACAAGCUUGGAAUCGACGAUUUUUGUGCAGUUGUAGCUCUUCUCCUUGUUUUUGGAUGCGACUUCGCCGUAGCUUACAACACAAACUUCGGGCUCGGCCGGCAUACAAUGACAGUUCCUCAGGAAUUGAUCCCGCGGUACCUGCGGACACUUUACGUCUCGAUUGUUAUGUACAAUGCUUCCCUAAUGGCCAUAAAGAUGACUUUCCUCUCGCAGUAUUACCGCAUCUUCCAGCGCACGAGCAAGCCAAUCUUUUAUUCUUUUGUCGGCACGGUUGUGUUUGUCGGCUGCUGGGUGCUCUCCCAACUAGUCAUUGCCAUAUUCACUUGCGACCCGAUUAGCGGUUACUGGGACAAGACGAAGGACGCGAAGUGCAUCUCUAACCACCCUUUCUGGGAGGUCAAUGCCGCUGGCAACAUCAUCACCGACGUCAUGAUCUUUAUUCUUCCAAUUCCCGUCCUCGAGAGUCUCAAUCUUCCCCGCCGGCAGAGGCAUAUCCUUGUUGGCAUCUUCAGCCUGGGUCUAUUCACUGUCUGCAUCAGCCUGGUCCGUAUUCGCUUCCUGAAGCAGUACGACGACUUCACCUGGGAGAACGUCGAAUCCUCCGGCUGGUCCAUGGGCGAGCUCGCCUCGGGCCUGACCUGCGCCUGCCUGCCCACCCUACGCCCGCUCGUCGGCCGCUACGCGCCCUGGCUGUCGAGCCAGGCGGGCACCACCACCGCCCACUCCAGCCACACGGUCAGCGGCAAGGACCCCGAACGCGGCCGCCUCGGCACCGGCAGCUCCGCGGGGGCGAGCUCGCGCGCCGGUGCCGCGAAGAACUGGCCCCUGCCCAUGUCGAGCACGCCGGCUGCCUUUGUGGCGUACGGGAUGCAGCGCGUCGAUAGCGGUGGCGACACGUCCGACGGGGUGUUUGGGCUCCAGACUGCGCGGAGCGAGCUUGGGGGGGUGGACUCGCGGCUCGCGCCACAUGCGACGGGAGCGUCCGAGAGGUCGUCGUUGGAGAGCAGGCCGGCGGCAGGCAGCUCUCGGAGACCGUCUCAGGGGUCGGUGCGUUGGACACAGCCGGUUGUGCAGACCGAGAUUACAACCGCAUCACCGGCGCACAGUCCGGAGCCGCCCGAGACUGCUAUCCAAGUUAGGCACGACGUCUACCAGACGGAGGAAACUGCAAGGAAGUAA
Phialemonium atrogriseum is the source of this 1290-nucleotide messenger RNA. RefSeq lists its product as uncharacterized. The transcript is spliced from 5 exons. Lineage: Eukaryota; Fungi; Ascomycota; Sordariomycetes; Cephalothecales; Cephalothecaceae. The record is from RefSeq and is a predicted model, not a curated record. Bases 1 to 1290 code for a protein of 429 amino acids.